AUCAUCAAGUCAUUAAGAUUUUCUAACGAUGAUUGGAACCUCUUCCAUUUACUAUGAAGGGCUUGAGGUCCAAUGAAACCCUGCAGCCGGAGGUUGCACUACCUAUGGUAAAACGACAAAGCGAGCAGAUGCCUUCGACUUCAGGGGAAGGCAUCGAGUCGAAGUCGCCGAUUCUAGUAACAAGAACACAAAAAUUCAGAUCGGUGUCACGUGAGUCAAGCGUGGACAGCGACGGAAGAAAACAGAUCCGGAUGGUACUAAAGAGGAUGCCACCAACAAGCAGCUCGGGAAGUGACAGCGAGUGGCAACCUGGGAAAAAGAAGAAGACAACCCGGAAAAGUGCAAAGAAACUUAGGGUGCCACUACAUGGAGCGCGGAAACGCGGAAACGCGGAAGAGAAUAGUAACCAGAUUCCCGCGUUCCGUUCUGUCUGUUUUGAUUGCCUUGUAUUACAUGGAGCAGAUUUUGAGCGGAAAAGCAGAACGAAAAAUUAUAAAAUGUGA
Formica exsecta is the source of this 503-nucleotide messenger RNA. RefSeq lists its product as uncharacterized. NCBI's taxonomy places the organism in Eukaryota, Metazoa, Arthropoda, Insecta, Hymenoptera, Formicidae. The transcript is spliced from 2 exons. Bases 54 to 503 code for a protein of 149 amino acids. The record is from RefSeq and is a predicted model, not a curated record.